AACAGGUUGAACCUAUUUUUGAAUUAAACUGAAUGAUUUUAAUUGUUUUCCUAAAAUAAAUCCGUAUACAAUGAAAUGAUAUAAAGUCUAACCAGUGACGUAUACAGUUUUUGUUAAUUUAUCUCGAAUCUUAAAAAUCUGCUUGGGUUUUCCGCGUUGGUUGUGCUGUAUAACCGCACACCAUUAUUUCCCACUCAGCUCUCAAAUGUGAAACGGAAGUAUCUACAUCCAAGGUCAAAAUGAAUUUUAUCUAAGCACUAAUGUUUAAAAGUUAUUUAUAGAUUGAAAAAAAGAGGAAAUUCGUCACUAUAUUUGGCGGAUGGAAAAAUGAUUGGAAAACGUACGUAGGAUAUCCAGAACUGCUGAAUAUAAAGUUCCUGAUCUUUCACAGUGUCUUCAUUUAAACAGAAUCUGGUUGAACUCUCAACAUAACAGUGUAACAAGCCACGAUGAUGACGACAGGCUACUUCGAUACCUCCCAGUCUGUGUAUUAUAACACCCCGAUACCAACGAGCAUCGCCAUGGUAACAUCUGGGAAUGAUAUUCGUCGUUUUGAAGAUCAAAAUGUCAUGACAGCAGUCCAGAGACCAAGGACAAAACGAAUGACCGUGGUAGCCAUUAUCUCCAUGAUUUUUAAUCUACUGAUGGCCUCUGCAAUCACAUGGUCCGUCAGUUCUUAUCUUAAUAAUAAGACCCGGAUAUUGGUGACAGACGACAAGUCGUCAGGUGCUGUCAGUUUACUGACGUCACGCCAGUGUGAUGUACCCUUGUCGUCUGCUUUGUGUACGGCGUGUGUGGAAGAGGAUUCGGAACUGCUUUGGAGCGGGAAGGCUGUGAAAGUCCGAACCGGAAACAAAGAGAUGUGCUGCCGGAAAGUUGACCAAUCUCUCAUCGCAUUGUCCAAAGAGAUGAGAGACGUCCUUGUGCGUAAAAGAAGUCCUAAUGGUCGUAUUCUACAAGACUACUUCGAAAUCAAUGCAACAAACCAUUGUGAUACUGGGAGAUUGCACUUGGUUAAACAAAGCCAAGGUUAUCAAACAAAAGUUGAAGUCCAAGAAACUGGGACCUACAAGUUAUUUGUUUCCAUAACAACCAUCGUUAACGACACGUUGUGCAGACAAAGCACAGACAACUACAUCCGGGUGGUUUUAGAACAUCCAAAUGGAGGCUCUGUCAUUCUGAUGGAGAAAGAAUGGGGUUGUCCCAAGGAUUUACUGCUGGGUGAGGACCGAGUACAGCCCAUAGAACUUGGGGACACGUUUAAAUUGACGAAGGGUAGUAACGUGUUUCUACAGGUCAAGGACCGGUGCCAAAUCUACGCGUUCCGCACGAGCAAUCAAUUUGGAUACAUGAAAAUGUGACCAAUUUUGUGAGAGAAAUGGAUGUGAUAUUUUUGAUAUAGGGCAUUAAACAUUCUGUGGUUGUUUAUAUUUAUCUAUUUAUUGACUCUGUUUGUGUUGAAUCUCGUGCGUCUGUACAUAUCUCUGAAGCAAGCAGCAGCUGGAAAAUAAAUUAUUAUAUAAUACUUUGUCCUUCUCUUUGUCCAUUCUUGUUUCGUCGACAAGAGUUCUUUACCAAUGUUUUAAUGUCAUGCUCAUAUGUGAUCUGGUGUGGUGUAUACAGGCACGUACAUUAAUCUAAAAGAACUAGUUGAUAUGAUUAAAAAAAAGUUUAUAUAAAAGUUAGAUAAAUAGCAUUCUUUAACAAAAACUGAGAAAAAUGUUUGGUUUCAACAAAAACGUUUGUCAAGAUGUAAAAAAACAAAAUGAUCAGAACAAA
This is a messenger RNA of Magallana angulata, 1779 nucleotides long. RefSeq lists its product as uncharacterized. Bases 450 to 1361 code for a protein of 303 amino acids. Gene Ontology annotation, molecular function: protein binding. The record is from RefSeq and is a predicted model, not a curated record. The transcript is spliced from 3 exons. Lineage: Eukaryota; Metazoa; Mollusca; Bivalvia; Ostreida; Ostreidae.